GUGGGAUUUUCCAGAUUGGUAAAGUAGAAAAAUACGGAUCAAAAAGGAGGGAAUAUACAGGAGGACAUAUACAUAAGAACACCAGGCCAGCAACACAUGCCAAGACAUCAAACAAAGUACAGCAAAACAAGGAAGGGGAGCAUUCUCACCAGAUUGCCCUCAUUCGAAGGAGUAAUUGAAAGAGAGAACGAAAUCAAAACCGCCAUGGUACUACAUUUGAACUUCUACAUAACCUAAGUAGCAGUUUCUUCCCAAGAUCUCUGAUGCCACUGAAUACCACUCUUAUCUAAGACAGACCCGCCAGACCU
Messenger RNA from Ilex paraguariensis (yerba mate), 308 nucleotides. The record is from the annotation of a GenBank genome assembly. Lineage: Eukaryota; Viridiplantae; Streptophyta; Magnoliopsida; Aquifoliales; Aquifoliaceae.